GACUUUUUUGUUCAGUUUGACCUAAUUUGUAAGCAUACGACAACAAGCGUUACUAUCACAACUCGUCUACUAUAUUACUCAUAAUUAUUCGCCAAUCCUCUUUAAUUAAUAACUCAAAAUUGGUUGUUUACAAAAUUUUAUAUACAGUUUGAUUUAAUCUGCAUGUAGACGAGAUAUAGGAUGCUUGGCGUCAAGCUUUGUAUGUAAUGAACAGUGUGUAUUUGUAAUAAUUUUGUCAGAUGCCUAGUACUGGCACGAAUAAUGAAGCAUCUAUAGAGCAUGAAUUUUACUCGGCUUCCGUAUCGGAGGACGGACAUGCUUCUCAUCUACCACCUGAAAUCUGGAAGACCGUUAUUAGUUUAGGGUAUUUGUUUAUUGUCACAUGGAUCACCGCCUUCGUGAUGGUCAUCGUUCACGACAGAGUGCCUGAUAUGAAAAAGUAUCCUCCAUUGCCAGAUAUAUUUUUGGACAACGUACCUCAUAUUCCUUGGGCAUUCGAUAUAUGCGAAGUUAUCGGAACUCUGCUUUUCGCGAUAUGGCUGGUUGUGCUUAUAUUUCACAAAUAUAGGUUCAUUUUGUUACGGAGGUUCUUCGCACUGUCAGGUACAGUCUUCCUAUUGAGAUGCGUGACAAUGCUCAUUACUUCCUUAUCAGUACCAGGUGCACACUUACAAUGCCAACCGCGGAAAGUUCCAGAUGAGGACUGGACAGGUUCUGCGUACGUCGAAUUGUACAAUAAAAUAGCAAUGGCUUAUGUUAUAUGGCGGGGCGCUGGUAUGUCCAUUCAAGGUGUAAGGACCUGCGGGGAUUACAUGUUCAGUGGGCAUACGGUUGCUUUAACUAUGCUUAACUUCUUCAUUACAGAAUAUACUCCAAGACAUUUGUACUUUUUACAUACUUUCACAUGGAUGCUCAAUAUGUUUGGUAUCUUUUUUAUUCUGGCAGCACAUGAACAUUACUCCAUCGAUGUUUUCGUGGCGUUCUACAUUACUUCACGAUUGUUUCUUUAUUAUCAUACAUUGGCGAAUAAUCAAGCGUUGAUGCAACGUGAUUCAAUUAGAACUAGAAUCUGGUUUCCGUUGUUCAGCUUCUUCGAGGCGUCUGUCGACGGCAUCGUUCCUAACGAAUAUGAAUCGCCGUCUUUGAUCGUUUGCAAUUUAGCAGGUACGGGAAAGAACACUUGGCAUUGUUUACGCUCAUUAAUUUGCUUCCGAAAAACGCCGCGUAGUAUGAAUGGUAGUAUCAACAGCACAAAGAAAGAUCACUAACAGGUAUGUUCAUUGCGUUCUUUUUUUUACUUUUAUAAAAGAUUUUUAAACAUGUUGACUGUUUGCCUGGUAGAUCUGUUUAUACGCAGAAAUAAUAUAUUAAAAACGAGAUAUAAUUAAUCCAAAAUAUUUAUUUUUAUGCGAUAACAUAAUUAUAAUAUAUAUGUAAAAUAUAUAUGAUGUACAUGUACAUAUACAUCAUAUAUAUACAUACGUACAUAUAUAUGCACACAUAUUUUACUUGUAAUAUAUAUAAAAAUACUUAUAUUACCAAGAAAAUUAAAAUAAAUUUAAGAGCUUAAUUUAAGUUAUUAAAUCAAUGUGUAAAAAAUUCGAAUUUGUUGCACGUGUUAUUUUGUACUUCAUACAGGGUGUCAAAUAAGUCCCGGGACGGCAAGAUAACUUGGCGGGGGAACAUUUUAGAGAAAAAUGUUUCAGACAAAAGUUGUAAGGCUUAAAAAAACACAUUCAACGAUAGUAGUUAUUUGACAUAGGAUGGCGUCGCCAAGGUCAGAACA
Molecule: messenger RNA, 1786 nt
Organism: Odontomachus brunneus
Lineage: Eukaryota; Metazoa; Arthropoda; Insecta; Hymenoptera; Formicidae
Product: sphingomyelin synthase-related 1-like
Exons: 4
Coding region: 240-1268 (342 amino acids)
Biological process (GO): ceramide biosynthetic process
Cellular component (GO): Golgi membrane; endoplasmic reticulum membrane
Molecular function (GO): ceramide cholinephosphotransferase activity; sphingomyelin synthase activity
Source: RefSeq, a predicted model, not a curated record